AUGCCGUUUAUUGACCUGCAGUCACAGCUGGGCAUCCACCUGGAUGCCUGGCUGCUGCUGCAUAGUGCAGAACAGCCUUACAAGCGGUCAGCACGCUGCCACACCUUCGAGAAGGAUUGGAGUGAGUGUGCUCACGGCAUCGGGCAAAUACACACCAAAAAACAAUGCAGACGUGACUAUGAGGACUUUAACGAGCGCUUGCACAGGCAAAAGACACUCCAGAGGUUGUAUCAGAUCCAUAAACAGCGUGAAAAGCUGGUGAAGGAGGGUUCCUACAUGCCCUCUGCCCACCAUUCAGGCAAACCAGAACAGUGAGCAUGAGAGGACACACAAUGUCCAUGCCACCAUCCUUUCGUGUAUAGAAGUUCAAAUGUCCCUCUGCCCUGUACACGUUUGCAAAUAAAUGUGAUUAUUGACCAA
Lampris incognitus (smalleye Pacific opah) is the source of this 420-nucleotide messenger RNA. RefSeq names its product NADH:ubiquinone oxidoreductase subunit S5 (gene ndufs5). Bases 1 to 315 code for a protein of 104 amino acids. Gene Ontology annotation, biological process: mitochondrial respiratory chain complex I assembly. NCBI's taxonomy places the organism in Eukaryota, Metazoa, Chordata, Actinopteri, Lampriformes, Lampridae. The transcript has a single exon. The record is from RefSeq and is a predicted model, not a curated record.